Molecule: messenger RNA, 300 nt
Organism: Dictyostelium purpureum
Lineage: Eukaryota; Evosea; Eumycetozoa; Dictyosteliales; Dictyosteliaceae
Exons: 2
Coding region: 1-300 (99 amino acids)
Source: RefSeq, a predicted model, not a curated record
AUGGGUAAGGAUUAUGAUUUAUUUAUGGAAUAUUGGGAAAGAAAAGAAAUAGAUAAAAUAAUUGAAAAAAUGAACCAAGAAUUGAAAAAAUUAAUGGAUGGUUGUCAAGGGCCCAAUGUUUUUCAGCAACAACAAUUAGAUUGUGACCCAAGCCAAAAACCCCAAGAUCAAAAGAUUUUGAGUGGUGAAGAUGUUCAUUUAUUUAUAAGCUCUGAAAAAAAGGAAUCUCAAAUAGAUGUGGUCCAAAAAGAUAAAAAUGGUGAUCUCUCCCUUGAAAAUAAUAAAAUAGAAGAUACGUAA